This is a messenger RNA of Corythoichthys intestinalis (scribbled pipefish), 4167 nucleotides long. It is a transcript of the gene terf1, whose product is annotated as telomeric repeat binding factor (NIMA-interacting) 1. The record is from RefSeq and is a predicted model, not a curated record. Gene Ontology annotation, biological process: negative regulation of DNA replication; negative regulation of telomeric D-loop disassembly; telomere maintenance via telomerase. Gene Ontology annotation, cellular component: nucleus; nuclear telomere cap complex; chromosome, telomeric region. Gene Ontology annotation, molecular function: double-stranded telomeric DNA binding; protein homodimerization activity; ankyrin repeat binding. The coding region runs from base 385 to 1797 and encodes 470 amino acids. Lineage: Eukaryota; Metazoa; Chordata; Actinopteri; Syngnathiformes; Syngnathidae. The transcript has 13 exons.
UUUUCUGUCCAUUGCAAGUAAACCCUGUAACCGGAUGUUGUGAAGUGCACUGCUGCCAUCUUGUGGCAAGUGUAUCGCGUGUAUUUUAGGAGAUCAACUGACGGCUUACGUUAUGGAAAACAACUUAAACACAAAAAUCAAGAAGGUGCAGUACUAUUUCCACCUCUUUAAGUCUUAUAAUAUUUUUAGUUUUAGUAUCUAAUUUUUUAAAUUAAAUAUUUUUCUUUUCAGUCAUUAGUAAAUGUUUACAAAUUUUAGUCAUAGUUUUGGAGUAAUUAUUCUUCCUCAACUGUGGAGGGCGCUACCAGAUUUUGCAUGUCAUAAACCACCGCGGUAAAUGUUUCCCGCUGAAAACCAAACCAGACUGAAACUGAAUGAGUAAACAUGAACAUGGAGCAACAAGUUAGCGAUAAGAAAACAACAAAAACAUUGCUCGAAGAGGAUUAUGACACCGGUCAGCUCAACGCUGUGGCCUCGAAGUGGAUUCGAGACUUCCUUUUUAUCGGCGUUUGUCGUCGCUUUAGAGAGCAAAAUCAAGAUGCGUUCAAGGACGCCAUCUCAACUUACAAAUCCGUUUCUCAAACGCCCUUACUUGAGGCAGGAAGCUCAGAUAGGAAAGGACAAAUCUGUGACUUCCUUGCCAGGGUCAUACAAGGAAAGCAGUUGGGCACCCGUUUUGAGGAGGACGACGACGAAAGUGUGAUGCCUCUAAUGUCCGCAGCCAAAGUUUGGUUUUACCUCAAAGAUGUCGUGGAGGAUGAAGGCUUGUUUGAUAACGUCACACUUCUACUGAUUAUACAGUCUGUAGCCGUAUGCUUGGAGAAAGGUCAAAAAAAGCAAGCCACCGGCGCUCUUAAGUGGUUCGAGGAGCACGUGGAAUACCCGCGCAAAGUGGGAGCCAAGCUCGCCACAAUCGUGGCACAGAUGGACACCUACCACCAGUUUCUCACAGUGUUCAGUUUCGCGCGACUGCUGGAGUCGGUGCAGACCUUCUUGCACGCCUACCUAGCCAAGCAUCCGUCCGACUUCCUUCUCAAGGAAGCCAUCACAGCGGUCCAGUCGGCCCAAAAUACAGACGCUACAGACGGUGUGGCCAAAGAGGACAAGUCAUUCCUGGAGGCGAUCAACCGCUCAAAAUUAAAGACAAAAGCGGAAGAGAACAUUGAAGUCGUCUCAAACAAGAAAUCACGCUUGUCAAUCAAAUUACAAUCAGUAAACGAGUUUCUAACGUCGGAUGUGUCGAGCGAUGGUGGACACGAGCAAAGCGUGGACUCUUUGGGAGAUACCAUUCUCUCCACCGGGGCUGACCAGUCGCAAAAUGACGACGACCGACUUGAACAUAAUCGCCUCUCAAGAAAAAAGUCCCGUGGCCGAAGACUGUACUCUAGUAACUCGUCACAGCUGGACGCAUCACCAGACCAAUCCAGCAUCCGGAAAGAGAACGCCCGCUUUUCCAGUGACGACAAGGCCAACCAAUCAGGGGUGACCACUACAAAGAACAAACGCAAACUUUUUUCCGCUCGGAACAAAAUGUGGGAGCCAGACGCUCAGGUGAAGGCACAGGUUUUCGUCAGACCACUGACAAAAAGAGAUCUAAACAAUUCCUCUGUCAGUCAAGGGAGGCGUCAGCGGACGAAAUGGACAUCCGCGCUAGACGAAAAACUGGUGAGAGGGGUCAAGCGUCAUGGUAAAGGCAAGUGGUUACAAAUUCUGCAGGAUGAUGACUUUGAGGGCCGCACUGGCGUCAUGCUCAAGGACCGCUGGAGGGUUCUGGAGAAAGCUGACAAAGUGGACUAACUUUAAUUAUUAUUAUUAUUAUUUUUUUUUUUUUUUUUUUUGUAAUCUUUUUUAUUACAAUUGCGAUGCAUCCCUGUGUGCCACUAGAGGGCAUCAUUUGGCCAGUAAAACAUUGAGUUAACUCACAGAAGCUUCAAGAAUAAUGUACAUUUUCAGCUGUUAUUAACUCACUUGCUGUGCCAAGGAAUUAGCGAAUAGUGGAACUUGACCUUCUUUUGUUUCUUUUAACUUAAAUUGGAUUAAAUUAUUUCCAACAGUCUUUAUUUUUUCAUUUGAUAGAUUGCUUUUUGUCGCAUUUAUGUUUAAAAAAAUUCUGCCUCUGUUUGUUGUUAUAUAAUCUGCCUUGAAAAUCAACAAAGGACAUUUUUUUUAACCAAUCAGGUUGCAAAUCUCAUAGGACGAGUAUAUUUGUGCCCUGUGAUUGGUUGUUUAAACUAGCUAAACAGCGCACUCGUGAUCUGCUUAUACAAUUAAUAAAGAAUCUUUUUCGAGUAUCUUAUUUCCAUAUUUUAUGUAUCAUUUUAAUUGUGAACUCCAUCAACAUGCUCUAUAACUUACUUUUUUUUGUUUUAAACUCAUUGGCUGCCAUUGACGGCGAUCGAUGUCCAAACUAUUUGCCGCUGUCAGCCCUCCCAGUUCAACUGGGUUGGACUUCUCUCGCCAUCAACCGAGAAUAUAAAAAUUCUGGUACACGUACAGUGGUACCUCUACAUACGAAUUUAAUUCGUUCCGGGACCUUGUUUGUAAGUCGAAAUGGUCGGAUGUCGAACAGGAUUUUAACAUAAGAAUACAUUAUAAUUCCAUUGAUUUGUUCCACAGCCCAAAAUACUACAGUAAAUUCUUAAUAAAUGCUGCUGGUACAAUUGCAAAUGGCAAUUACGCAGAGCAAAACAAAUUAUGAAUAAAAAUUGGAAUGUUAAUACCUGUAAUAAUGUAACUAAUCGGGUUCUGUUGUGGCGGGUGUGUUUUGCGUGGUGUACCUGAACACAUCGCGUGGACGACUUGACUGAGUGAGAGAGGACAUUUCAGGCAUGAAAACUCUCACCUUUCGGCAAAAUUCGCCGUUUUGAAGUCAAAACGGGUGACCUACGUGAAUUGUGUAGAUCCGAUGAGGAAAUUUUUAAGGGGUUGGGGGUUCAGGAGAUUUUUUUUAUGUUGGAGGCAAGCGGAGUAAGCGGCACAAAGUCAGAAAAGCGCACCAGAGUGGCCAAACAUUGACUUAUUUCAACGAAACAAAGGAGGGUACACUUUUGUGUCCUGUCUCUUCAAUGCCAAGCUUGGCUGCACGUCAGCCGUGAAUGAACACCUAAAUCGCCAUCAGCCAGUUGUAAUUUUGGAAGACUACAGGAGACAAUUACAAACUCGUAGAUUGUAAGGUUUAGAGAACGUACUUCCAGUGAGCAUUUUAAAAUGAAAGCACGUCAUGUUCAUCAUAUACCGUAUUGCCCCGAAUAUAAGACGGCCCUUAUUAUAAGACGACCACCUCUUUUUCAAGACUCGAGUUUGAAAAAAGACUUUUUAAACACCAAAUUAAUUUUUAUACAGAAAAUAAUUAAAGUACAUCUGAAACAAAUUAUUAUAACAAUAUAUUUGAUAGAAAAAGCAUGUUAUUUUGCCUCAUUCAAAUCUUAAUAUCUGAACAUUUAAAUAUGUAAACUAAAGUGCAAUCACAUUCGUAAAUGAAAGGCUUUUGGUUUUUGCAAUGUAAAUAAACCAAUCUAUUGUGAUAAAACAACAACAUUGCAAUAACUGUGAAGUCUACCUGUAGUCUUGAAACAAAUCUGAAUAAGGAAAAACAUUGCAAUUAAAAAAUACAAACUAUUCUAUUAUUUUCUUCUCUUUUCUUUCUUACCGCUUUCUUCUCCUUCGUGUCAGGGUUUCAGUUUAGCCUGGGGAGUCAAGUUCAGCAUUCGCUUCAAUGAUAUCUGGCGCCAUCUAACGUCGUGAAUGGGUAUAAUGUCUAGACCCCGAAUAUAAGACGACCCCCACUUUUUCAGUCUUAUUUCAAUGCAAAAAACACCGUCUUAUAUUCAGGCCAAUACGGUAAAUAACGAUUUCUGGAGUUAAUCCCACAUACAUCAGAAUUCAAGAUUCUACAAUAAGAAUAGCUUUAAAAUCACACCCUUUAUGAAAAAUCUGAUUGGCAAUAAUUAUAAUACUAUUACACAUAGUAGUACACUAUAAUAUUAAUGCUAGAUAUUUUUUUAAGAAUUGUUUUGAAUCAUGUUGGAAAGGAGAAGUCAGUGUUCUGAAUCUGUUUACAUUCCAUUCUUUUGCACUAGUUAAUUCCAUCAGCAUUUGACCUCAUUGUUUAUAUGUGAUUUAUUGUUGUUAUUUACGUGUUAUUUGUACUUUAAUAAAGAAUUUAAG